This is a messenger RNA of Syzygium oleosum, 1622 nucleotides long. RefSeq lists its product as uncharacterized. The transcript has 14 exons. Lineage: Eukaryota; Viridiplantae; Streptophyta; Magnoliopsida; Myrtales; Myrtaceae. Bases 246 to 1328 code for a protein of 360 amino acids. The record is from RefSeq and is a predicted model, not a curated record.
AGCUGAGGGCAAGCUCGGAGUUCCCCAGUCUCUCACUGAAGCGAGCCGCGACGGCGACGAGACCAGUCGUCGAAACUAUAUAACCCUCUCCCUCCUUCCCUCUCGCCCUCCCUCCCUCCAUCGCCGGCGAUUCUCGUCACCGGCCGUGCCGUCCGCUUCUCCGACGAUGGUCUCGGUGCUCUGACGGCGCUGUCGCCUCCGCCGAUCGACUCGAUUGCGAUUCCGUCCGUUUUGAUCCGCCGGCGAUGGCGCUCCCUCUCGGGAAGCUCGCUAUUCUCGUCGGGGCAGGCAUUGUAGGGUCGGUUCUUGCAAAAGAAGGUCGCAUGCCAAAUGUUUCAGAUGUUUUCUCUGCUUUUAAGGUGCUGAAGGGAAUCAGGAAAGAUGAGUCCACUUCAUCUGUGAACAAGCCACGCAAUGACUCCUUGAUGGCUCAGGUUAACAGCCUCAGGCAGGAACUUCAGAUAUUGGCAUCAAGUAGGCCAGUUACAAUUGUAACUACUUCUGGAACAGGCACCAGCAGAUACGGUAUUGUGAUAGUUGUUGUUGUGGUGGGAUAUGGAUAUGUUUGGUGGAAGGGGUGGAAACUUCCUGAUCUGAUGUUUGCUACGAGGCGAAGUUUAUCAGAUGCCUGCACAUCUAUUGCUAAACAACUUGAAAAUGUCUAUUCAUCGAUCUCGGCCACCAAGCGCCAUUUAUCUUCAAGAAUCGAUCGCUUGGAUUGCAACUUGGAUGAGUUUGCCCAGCUUACUGCUGAAACAAAAGAUACGGUAUCCGAUAUAAGUGCUGAAAUGGAGGCAAUUAAUGCAAAUGUUACAAGUGUUCGGAGCGCAGUAGAGAAUCUGGAAUCAAAGAUUGGCAGAAUCGAAGGCAAACAGGACACUACAAACAUUGGAGUACUGGAGUUGUGUGCCUUUGCCUCGAGUUUGAGUAAUGGAAGAACUUCAGAGCGUAGUCAGGCUUCACUGACCACUUCGACUAGAGCUGCUCUUGAGCCGGCCCCUGCUUCACCUGCUUCCGCUGGGCAUAUUAAUUCAUUGCCUCCAUCACCAUCUAAUUCCAAUGGAUCUCGCCAGGUUUUCCGGCCCCUAUAUAGUGCUGUCUCUGCCUCUGGCAUCAUGGAGAGUCUAGGAGAUUCAGAAGUUGCCUCGAGAACCCCCGAGGGUUCAAAUGGAAACCAAGUUCCUGAAGAUGCGAACGGCAACAGGUCUUCAAGUUCUGGCAUAUUUGGAAGGAGGAUCUCAGGAAUAAAUGCCUCCUUUCUUACAAGAACGCACAGCUUAACAAGUUCAGUUCUUCGGCAAGUGCGCUCAAGUACCCAGCAAUCAUAACAUUAUCAGGAUCGAAAAUAAAGAAUUCUUCGUGCGGUCAUACACUGGCCUUGUUGAGCGGCCUUCUAAGCCGCACGAGUGGCCAGAAGCUGUACGACUAAAUAGGUUGUCCCCACACUAAAUUAAUUGAAAGACGGACUGGGCACCGAAUUUUUGCAGUGAUCUAUGGUUGCUAAAAUGGUUACUUAGGUCAUUUUUGUCGUGUAUAUUUCUGGAUAUAGGUCUCUGUCCAGCUGGAAGUUGGACGAAAAAGAUAGAAGUCAAAAAUAAAACUGUCCUUAGUCUUUUGGAUUA